Athene cunicularia (burrowing owl) is the source of this 3693-nucleotide messenger RNA. It is a transcript of the gene ANO9, whose product is annotated as anoctamin 9. The record is from RefSeq and is a predicted model, not a curated record. Gene Ontology annotation, molecular function: chloride channel activity; protein dimerization activity. Gene Ontology annotation, biological process: chloride transmembrane transport. The coding region runs from base 228 to 3014 and encodes 928 amino acids. NCBI's taxonomy places the organism in Eukaryota, Metazoa, Chordata, Aves, Strigiformes, Strigidae. The transcript has 21 exons. Gene Ontology annotation, cellular component: plasma membrane.
UCAGCUUUAUUUUCUCUUUUUUGGUUUAAUGUUUUUUUCCCACCUCGUAAGAAAGAGUUUAUGCUUUCUAGAACUUCUGCUAAUACCUCCUUCCUCUUUUUGGCCCAUUUGUGACGCCUCUUUGGUCAUGUUCACAUCCUUCCUCUUUUUGGCCCCUUUGUGACACCUCUCUGGGGAUGUUAGCAUAAUGCAGCAAGCAGCUGGGCACCGAGAGGGACAGAGGAGGAAUGGGAGUGGCAGAGCACUGGACUGGGCAAGAGGAGCUCAGCACGGGUACCCGCCUGCUCUGCAGGGCGGUACUGGGCUUGCCACUCCUUCGGGCGAGGGUGAAGGGCAGCUUUCUCGCCUCCUCCGUGAUAUCUGCCCGCUGCCAGGCAGAGGCAGCUCCCUCCCAAGGCAGGCGGGAGCCCCACACGGAAGUCAAGUCACUGCUGGGUUCACAUGAGACCUCAAGAGAAGAAGCUGGGGAAGGAAACCAAAACUCUGCGAGAAACUCCAGGAACCUCGUGGCUUGUUCUACCUGCGGCCUCAGCUUCCCUGCCUGCCCGGCAGGCAGCUCCUCUGGGACCUGCCCGGGAGAGCCAAAGCAGAGAGCGGGAAAGAGAAAGGCUCUGCACGUCACCAUGCAGGAUGAAAUUCUGUUGACUCCCUGGAGGGAUUUUCCUGUCGAAGACACAGACCCAUUCGCCCCCCCGGAUGAAGAGAAGUGGGAUUUUGUCCUAGUAAGCGACAUCCACGAAGUGGGCAGUGAGAAGGAGAUCAAGAGGAAGAAGUUCCUGGAUGAGUUGAGCAAGAAGGGGUUCACCAUCAAGAAAAUUGAGGACAAGAAGCUCUUUUAUGGAGUCCGUGCCCCAAAACAGAUCUUCCAGAAAUACCAGUGGCUCCUGAGGAACCCCGACAGCCGGCUGCAGAGCUCUGAUGUCCAUCAGAACAUACCAGUGACCACCAGGAUACGGAUUGUGAACUUCAUCCUGCAGAACACAAUGACGCCCGACCUCGAGAAGCUGCAUGACCUGGUGAAGAAGAAGGUCUUUGAGACAACGUUCCCCCUGCACGAGAAAGAAGAGUUGAGAGAAUUCCUGAAGGAGAAAUGGGCUCGCUGGAGAGUUAUAUUUUGCAAACAGCCGAUUGAGAAGAUCAGGUGCUAUUUUGGCGAGAAGGUGGCCUUGUACUUUGCCUGGCUGGGCUGGUACACCUACCUGCUGGGAUUCGCUGCGGUGGCUGGGCUGGUAGUCUUCGUGGCUGGGAUUACUGUGUUCAGUUCCAGCCAGGUGAGCAAGGAGAUCUGUGAGGCCAAUAACACCAUCAUGUGCCCUCUCUGCGACCAGAAAUGUCCGUUCUGGCUCCUCUCUGACACCUGCACCUAUGCCAAGGUCACUCACAUGAUUGACAACGAGGGGACAGUUGUCUUUGCCAUGCUCAUGGCCAUCUGGGCCACCGUGUUCCUGGAGCUGUGGAAGAGGCAAAGAGCCACCGUGGUCACAGACUGGGACCUGUACAGGUGGGAUGAGGAAGAGGAGGAACUGGCUCUGGAGCUGAUCAACAACCUGCAGCACGAACCCCGGCAGUACCAGCACUCCUACUUCCGCAGCACCAUCAUACUCCUCUUGGUCCUGGUGAUGAUCGCCGUGCUGAUCGGCAUUGCCCACGCGCUCGUCAUUUACCGGGUGGUAGCCACGGCCUUCUUCACCCAGAGCAACUUUGACUUCCUCCGCGAGCAGGCCAACACAAUGGCGGUGAUGACAGGGGCUGUGCUGCACUACAUCACCAUCGUCAUCAUGACCAAGGUCAACAGGCGCGUGGCUCUCUUCCUCUGUGACCUGGAGAAGCCACGGACCUUCUCCCAGCGCGAGAACAACUUCACCGUGAAGAUCUUCACCUUCCAGUUUUUCACCAACUUCUCUUCGCUCAUCUACAUCGCUUUCUUCCUGGGACGGAUCAACGGCCACCCAGGGAACUACGUGCGUGUUGCUGGCAAGUGGAGGCUGGAGGAGUGCCACCCCAGCGGCUGCAUCACCGACCUCUUCAUCCAGAUGGCCACCAUUAUGCUGCUCAAGCAGACCCUCAGCAACAUUGUGGAGUACCUUGUCCCCUGGGUGUGCUACAAGCUACGCAAGAAGCAGCAGCGCCCCAAGAAGAGAAGUGUGAUGUUAGGAGAGGAGGAGGAAGCUGAGGACCCCUGCAAAAGGCACUGGCUGAGCAACUACCAACUCAAUGAGGUCAACGUCUUCAGCUUGUUUGAUGAGUUCUUGGAGAUGGUGAUCCAGUACAGCUUCACUACCAUUUUUGUCGCCGCCUUCCCCCUUGCACCACUGCUGGCUUUCUGCAACAACCUCUUUGAGAUCCACCUGGAUGCCAUCAAGAUGAUGCGGCUGCACCGGCGCAUGGUGCCCAGGAAGGCCAAUGACAUUGGUGAGAUGGGGCCCGAGGAGCCCUCUCCAUGCUGCCCGUGCGAAUGGUGCUGGUGUUCAGCCCCUUCUCCAGCGGGGAGCCCUCGAGCAUCCCUUUGCUGGGGACUGGGAUCCCUUCGCUGUGGAGGCCGGGGAGCACAGGGAGACCUGGGGGCUGGGGAAGGAGGAGCAAUUUCAGACCUUGUAGAGGCCGAGGGGCAGCCUGGAGGCCUCCUUCCUUGGCCUCUUCUGGCCGUGGCAAACCUGGCCUUCAGCUGGGGACUGCAGGGAGCUGCCAAGGGGACUCACAUGCUGCUGCUCUCCGCAGGAAUCUGGCUGCAGGUCCUGGAGGCCAUUGGCAUCCUGGCUGUCAUUGGGAACGGGCUGGUGAUUGCCAUCACGUCUGACUUCAUUCCUGUGCAGGUCUACAAGUACACAUACAGCCCCUGCAUGAUGAAAAACACCACUGGUGUGGACUGCUCCACCGGCUACAUCAACCACAGCCUCUCCGUCUUCCGCAUCCGGGACUUCGAGCCCUAUACGAAGGUGCCCGAAAUGCUGCCGGACUUUGUCAGGGACGAGAUCAAGGAGUGCAGCAUGAUGGAGUAUUCCACCGAGGUCUAGCCGCCGCUCACCAAGGGAAUGAGAAACACAGACUCGAGCCCCCCGCCCAGCCUGGCAGGGCCGUGGACACGGGAGGAACGGUGGCAGCACAGCCCCUGGAGACGGGCCAUGUGUCCCGGCUGUGAGCGAGCGUGGACUUGAGCUGUGGGAAGCCACAACGUGAUGGUGGCAGGAGCGGGAUGCUUCCCAACCCGCACGGCCAGAAGGAGGAAGGAGGUUGUGGCAGAAUCGAGGAUGGCCCUUCCCCACACACCGAGGUGCUGGGGGAGAGCUCUGGCACCGGGACAAACCAGGGCGCAGCAUCCAGAUGCUGCCAGAUGCUGCUCUGCAGGAGAUGACCUGGCUUCCUCAUCAGUCACUGCCCUGAUGUGCCACGCAGCAUCACAGCAAAAGCCAGUCACCUCAUGCCAGGUUCCCUCUCCAGCUCUAUUUUUGAACUCUGGCCCCUUUCUCCUCUGCCUUCCGUGACUUCCCUGCUCCUGCACUACCAAGAAACUUGAGUCCUUCCUCUUUCACCACAGCCAGCACAAUCCUCCCUUUGGUGCCAGCACCAAGUGGCUGCAGCUCCAACCUGCUGUUUCCAUGGACACUGACAAAAAUUAAGUUUGUAGCGGACUGGGUUCUGCUUGGCGGUGCCUCUGCCCCAAGCACAGCCGACAGUUGUGCCUGGCUCAACCAC